AUGGUGCGCAUUAUGCUCACCGGCGGCCAGUCUCCUCUUGACACCGUUGCCAUGGCUACGGCUACAGCUACUGUUGCUGCUGGUGCUGCUGCUUCUGCUGCUAAUGCUGUUGUCACUGCCGCCUCCGCUUCGCUGGGCCCUUCGAGAGUACGAUCGACCGACUUGAUUGGCCCUAGCGACAACGGUCACGGGCUCAAACUGGCCCGACCCAACGACGUCUCCGGCACCGGAGUGAAGAGGAUCGGUUGCCUGGGCAACCGGGGCGGUCUGGAUGGUCCGAUCGUGGGAGUCAAGCGGCGCCGGUUCACCGAGCACGGAGAGGCCCCUCUGGCCAGGCUGCCCGGAGGGGGUGCGCCGAGUCUCGAGUCUCCGGCAGCGUCUCUGCUGGAAAAAGCGAUGAUUUACAGACGCUUUGGCGGGUCGCAGGUAAGACAGCACAACAACAACAACAACAACACAAUUUCCCCCUUCGCCCCAAACUCCCCCAGCCUCUGGUUCCAAUCGAGCGAUUCGAUGUGA
Molecule: messenger RNA, 519 nt
Organism: Protopolystoma xenopodis
Lineage: Eukaryota; Metazoa; Platyhelminthes; Monogenea; Polystomatidea; Polystomatidae
Source: the annotation of a GenBank genome assembly